AUGAACUCUUCAACUACUAUACUCGAGUUUGUUGGAAUUGGUAAUAUUUUCAUCUUUGAUUAUUUGGCAAAUACCGAAUGGGUUCGCAAAAUGCCUCCGAAGGCAUUUUCGAAUGCCUCCGCAAAAUGCCUUCGCGGUACCAAAUCAAAAAGCCUCCGCGAAUUCCAAAUGACUCCGCGGUUCAUAUUCCAAAAAUGUCGAAAUGCCUCCGGGGUUUCCAAAUGACUUCGCGCCACCUAAUCAAAAUGCCUCCGCAAAUUCUAAAUGACUUCGCGGUGAAUAUUUUGAGACUGUCAAAAUGGGUCCGCGAAACAAGGCCUUUCAACACGUUUUGAGCUACAAAUUUCAAUUGUUAUUUUCCAAAUUUUUUUAAAGUCUGAAAAAAGGAGAAAUUUUUUUCAAUAUUUUGAUUGUUCAAGUUCCAACUUUAGGCCUAGGCUUAGUUAACGUAUUUAAAUGUAGUUUUGAAUGUUUCCUGCACCUUUCUGGGCGUUUAACUAAGCCUAAGCCUAAUAUCCGAACUUGUAUAACCAAACUAUCGUCUAAGUUUCUAGGCUUAGGCUUAGUGAACGCCUUGAAAAUGAUAAUUCUCAUUGAAAAUCAACUUUUUGGCCAAAAAUGUGUUGAAAAGUACACCUUGUUCGCGAAGUCAUUUUGACAUUCUUGAAAUUUUUACCGCGGAGUCAUUUAGAAUUCGCGGAGGCAUUUUGAUUUGAUAGCGCGGAGUCAUUUUGAAGCCCCGGAGGCAUUUCGAUAUUUUUGAAAUAUCGAGCGCGGAGUCAUUUGGAAUUCGCGGAGGCUUUUUGAUUUGGUAGCGCGAAGGCAUUUUGCGGAGGCAUUCGAAAAUGCCUCCGGAGGCAUUUCGCGAACCCAUUCGGUAUUUGCCGAUUAUUUGAUUAAUUAAAUAUUUAGGCAAAGUAGAGAUUCCAAAAUAUGGACCUGUUGAUUAUUGGACACGAGAAGUGCCUUUUGCCGUAUUUAUCCUGAGUUUUUGUAGUUUUGCCAUCUUUCUGCAAAUUUUAGUUAUGCGAGUAUUUCUCAUAGACCAGGAGAUGAAAAAACUUCCAGCUUUUCAGGUAAUUUUUUUAUUUCGGUGGAUUAAUGAAAAACGUUUUCAGUUAAUGCUAUUGAUCUCAAUUUUCGAUACAAUUCAGCUAUUCAUUCAUUUAACAGCCGUUUUUUAUUUACUCGAUUCAAGGAUUCAUUUGCAGAUUCCAGAUUUUGUGAGUUUUCGAAUUUUAACUUUAGUCAUGAGUUAUGACGUGGCAAAGUUAACAAUUUAGAAAAAAACAAAAAUAAAUUUCCAGUUAAUUGGUGCUAUAAUGAAUUCUUCUUGGGUUGUCAUGCUUCUUCUUUCAAUUCUCCUAAACUUUAAUCGUAUUUCCUCAAUUGUUCUACAUUUCUAUAGUUCAACUAUUUUCUCAAGAAAUAUGAUGCUUUUCUACCUCAGUUUCAUUAUUUUUAUCUGGAUCAUUAUUUUCAUGAUGAAUAUUAUUGGUUUGAGCCAAAUGGUUUAUUUAUUUCCAGCUUAUACAUGGCAUUAUUUGGCUGAUAAACCGUAUUCUGCUUUGUUGAGAACAAUUAGUGCUGAUAUUUCGUUGAUUGAUGUGCUUUUUUCGUUGUUGGCUCAUGCGCUCAUAUUUUCAUAUAUUCAGAUCGUAAGUGACUUUUAGAAUUGGAAAUUUUCGGAAUUUUUGUUCAUCGGCUAAAAAUGUUUUUUUUAACAACCAAGUAUCAGAAAACGGUCAUAUUAACUAGAAAAUAAUCUAUAAUCAAAUUUUUCUCUUUGAAAAAGAAUAUAAAUAAUUUUUCCGAUAAUCCGUUUUUCUUGAAAUACAAUUUGGGUCAAAAUUUAUCUCUAUCAAGCUACCCUAAAAAUUCCAAAAAUUCAAAAUCAACUAUUUUUCUAGAAAGCUGCUCUUUUAUCAAAAAGAGAAUUCACUUUAACCAUCCAGGUUCUUUGCAUUUCAAUAUUUCACAUUCUUGGUUAUAUUACUUGGGAAUAUUUACCGAUUCCAUGGGAACUUCCAAUUGGUGUAUUUUUGGGCCAUUUUGUAUGGAUGCUUUGGAAUUCAAUUAACCCUAUUUUAUAUUUAUUUAUUAAUCCGUAAGUAUACUUUUUUUGCUGAUGAGAAGAAAAAUGAUUCAUAAAAUUACAGAAGAAUCCGUCGAGCAUUGUUGAAUCAAUUGGUUCCACCAAAAAAUAAAAAUUUGACAACAAUUCGCAGUAAUAAUUCGAGAAAAAUUGGAUUAGGUUGA
Messenger RNA from Caenorhabditis angaria, 2259 nucleotides. The record is from the annotation of a GenBank genome assembly. NCBI's taxonomy places the organism in Eukaryota, Metazoa, Nematoda, Chromadorea, Rhabditida, Rhabditidae.